This is a messenger RNA of Poeciliopsis prolifica (blackstripe livebearer), 4270 nucleotides long. It is a transcript of the gene pskh1, whose product is annotated as protein serine kinase H1. Gene Ontology annotation, biological process: protein phosphorylation. Gene Ontology annotation, molecular function: ATP binding; protein kinase activity. The record is from RefSeq and is a predicted model, not a curated record. The transcript is spliced from 4 exons. NCBI's taxonomy places the organism in Eukaryota, Metazoa, Chordata, Actinopteri, Cyprinodontiformes, Poeciliidae. The coding region runs from base 1267 to 2568 and encodes 433 amino acids.
ACUGUUAUUCGAAAUAAUUUCUGUAAUUCUAACUGACCAAAAAUGUUCGUACAGAAAAACUUAAUUUUUAUCUGUAUACAGAUAAUAUAUGUUCAUUUUAAAUAAAAAUCGAAUUACUGAUUUUAAAGGUUUUUACAAUAAGCCAAACUCUUAUUUUCAUUCAUAUAAAAUAUUUAAAAUAUGUGUCUUUAUUAUGUUUACUUGGUCUAUUUUAUGUAAAAAUAAAACAUCCCAAACAUUUUUUUUUCAACUUGCAUCAGGUCGUUUGUUUAUGACUUUCGAGCUCUGGCUUUUAUUUUGAAAGCCACCCACCGGAAUUAAAGUAUUUUCUUUUUCCGGUUUUCUUGCCGUGAGAAGGUGGUCCUCCCUGGGGUGAAAAACACCGUCCAGAUUCAGGAAUACGACGAGACAACAGUGGGAAGUUUCUAAACGCUUCGAGACGCUCACCAAACAAACUACCGAACCUGGCGUUAGGCUGACGAAUUGCCAUCGAGGUUGGCGGCGGAUUUGCGGUGUUUGAGUCGGGAACUGAAGUUGGGAAAGUGUGGGGUGAAAAUGGAGAGCCCAGCUGAGUGAGAGUGAGGCAGAGUGGGGUGAGGAGGCUGGAUUUGGCAGGAGCUGCUGCUAACAGGCUAAUUAGCUUGGUCACACACUUCUCCGCAUCACUCCACAGCCAACAAUUCUCCCUGGGGGCCGAUGCUGUUUACUCAAGACUGAAGCUUCUCCUAACGGUUCAAAGGACAGUCGAUGGUUGCAUUUUCCCUGGAAGUUCUGCCUGAGUCCUGAGGAUAACAUUUUCGGAGAGGUUUGCUGUCCCAGGCAAACACCUCAUUCAUCGAAUCGAUUGUUUUGUGCUGUUGGCCUUUCAGGGUUUGUACUAAUGGAGUCUUGUUUAAUGGAAGCCUGGUAGGUUCCUGAAAGGCUUUUGGGUCGUCCUGUCCAAUGAUUGGACAUUCAAGAGAGCUGCGCUAAAAAAAAAGAACAGCACAAAGAACAACAAAAAGUAAUCUUGACUUGUUGGGAUACUUGUUGGGAUACACAGUGCAUGAUAUAUUAAUGAAUUUAUGGGCUGUAUUGAGGUGUCAUAUUUAUGAAACCCACCUGCUGACGCCAGCUCAUCUGGACUUGGAUGGGAGUAAUCAGCCUCUUUCCUGAACAUCUCUCUGAGCUGGGGUACAGCCUGGAUGUUGAAUCAGCUGUUGCGGUGAUGAGGCAGGACUCCUGGUGGCCUGUGUGGCUGGCUGAGCAGCGGCCCGAGGUGAUGUGAUGGGGUGCCGGAACAGCAAAGUCCUCCCUGAGCCUCCAGGGGACGUUCAGUUGGAUCUUGUCAAAAAGGUUGAUCCUCAGACUCCUCAAACGGAUAUCUAUAAGCACUUCAUACGAGGGGAUGGCACUGGAAGCAAGACAGGCGAGGCUGGAGGCGUGGCAGCUGAAAAGCCUGACCACACCUGCGCAUAUCAAGGUCAAGCACAAGCUGCCUCUCCCACUUCCGCUUCAGCUCAGACUCCUAAAGACCCCUCCAAACUGUCGAACUCUCAGCGAAAGAAGGUGGCAAAGUACCGAGCCAACUUCGACCCCCGAGUCAGGGCUAAGUACGAGAUAAAAGCUCUCAUAGGUCGUGGGAGUUUCAGCCGAGUCGUCCGGGUGGAGCACAAGAGCACGCGGCAGCCGUACGCCAUCAAGAUGAUCGAGACCCGAUACCGCGAGGGCAGGGAGGUGUGCGAGUCCGAGCUGUGCGUCCUGCGUCGGGUUCGUCACACCAACAUAAUCCAGCUGAUGGAGGUGUUUGAGACGGCAGAGCGUGUCUACAUGGUCAUGGAGUUGGCCACUGGAGGGGAGCUCUUUGACCGCAUCAUUGCUUGCGGUUCCUUCACAGAGCGAGAUGCCACCGGUGUGCUGCAGAUGGUGCUGGACGGCGUCAAGUAUCUCCAUGCUUUGGGGAUCACUCAUCGGGACCUGAAGCCAGAGAAUCUGCUGUACUAUCACCCUGGAGCUGACUCGAAGAUCAUCAUCACUGACUUCGGUUUGGCUAGCAGUCGGAAGAAAGGAGACGAGUGUCUAAUGAAGACCACCUGCGGCACGCCGGAGUACAUCGCCCCAGAGAUCCUGGUUAGGAAGCCCUACACAAAUGCCGUGGAUAUGUGGGCACUGGGGGUUAUAUCGUAUAUCCUGCUGAGCGGAACCAUGCCCUUCGAGGACGAUAACCGUAUGAGGCUCUACCGGCAGAUCCUGAAGGGAAAAUAUAGCUUUUCUGGAGAGCCGUGGCCCAGUGUGUCCAAUCUGGCCAAAGACUUUGUCGAGCGAAUUCUGACAGUGGACCCCAGCGAGCGGCUGACGGCAGGCCAGGCCCUCAAGCAUCCCUGGAUCGUCAGCAUGGCGGCGGCCUCCUCUAUGAAGAACCUGCAGCGCUGCAUAUCUCAGAACCUCUUGAAACGCGCCUCCUCACGCUGCCAGAGCACCAAGUCGUCCCAGUCCAAUCGCUCCACCAAGUCCAACAAAGCUCGCAGGGUGCGAGAGAAGGAGCUGCGCGAGCUGAACCGUCGCUAUCAGCAGCAAUACAACGGCUGAAAGCUCUUCUGCAGCCCUUUGACUCGGAAACCUUUGGUCUCAGACACGACUGAGAAAACAUUCCAAUCGUAGACACUCCCAGUGUUAAAAGCCAAAAACACCUGAAAGGUCCACUUUGCUACAAACAUUCCCACCAGUUAAAUGUGCUGAAACAAGAAGUGAAGACUCUAAAUCAAAAAACUCUCGAUGAAGAUGCAGGUUGGAUCAUUUGGUUGUUUUUUUUCUCCACCUGUGUCGCUAUUUAUUUAUUAUUGUGACAAUAAAUCUCCAUUCAAAUGGUCGCUGGGUAAUGACCUUCCAAAUGGAUCUGUGGAACAGAGUUCUGGACACUGAUGUUUCUAAGAAGCAAUGUGUUCUUUGAAGUAGGGAGGAACAAAUUCUCCCUUUUUGUUUCCAAUCAAAAGUGCUGUGAAUUUAUUGUUGAACUCUCUGUACAGACCUCAUGAUGUUGUUGGUACUCAGAUUUUAGUAAACCAUAAUCACCAUCUGAAGGAUAGCAUGAAGGCUUAUUUUUAGUGCGAUAGACGUUUAAUCGGUUUUUGUUCUAAACUGGUUCCUGAGCUGUCACAAGAUUGUUAAUCUGUUAUCAUUGAAACUUAGGUGUAUUAAAUACUAAAAUGUUCCCCACCUUCAACUCCUCCUGCUGUUACCUCUCCUGUAAAGCAAACAGAUGCACUGUUUUGUUGAGUUAUAGCUGCACAUUAUAAAAGAAAUAACAUUAAAAAAAACCUGAUUCAUUGGCUGCAUCAGCUAAAAGUUAAAACUUCACAUUUUUAGUGUUUUGAGAAACAAAUUAGGGCAUCUUGCUACGUGUGUCACAUUUUGUGUUUUAUAAAGUCUUUUAAGGUUUUUGUUCUCAAAUUUUUUCCAAGUGAAAUUGUCGGUGCACAUGCGCCCCCUAGUGUUUCUAAGAGUAAUAUCAAAUUUUUAUGAAAACCUCCAAGAACAAUACAGAUUUGUAUUUUUCAAUAGGGCUCAGCUGAGGGUACUCAUUGUAAAAAUAAUAAUAAUAAUAAAAAUACCGUUGUGUAUUUAUUCUGAAUGAAUAAAAAUUAGGGUUUUAAGAAGUUAAUGCCAAAAUUAACUUAGUGAAACCCAAUGAACCCUUGCAGACAAAGAAAGUACUAAAAUUACUCAGUGUUUGCAGAACAGGAUUUCAAAAUACAGAUAACUUUGUUUUUAGUUGGAAAAAGUCUACACUUUCUUGUGUAGCUUGUGAUUUAUAAGCUCUUUUUAUGUUUAUGGAAUCUACCUUAUACUAAAAAGUAAAGCAGGCAAAUUGCAGUCUCAAUUCCAUAAAAAGACUAAGUGUACUUUGAUUUCAGAUGUAAAUCUGUCCAGUUUUUCUAGUAGAAUAUGUGAUGAAAUUAAACUCUUAUAUCCAUUUUAUAAACAUAUUUUAAAUUCUUGCUCAAAAUAAUUUGAAGUCAAUUUAGUAAAUUCAUAUAGCUCUAAUUUACAACAGAAACUUUACAGUUGGCACAGGUUUAUAAAUUUAAACCAUUAUCACAUAAAAUAUAUUAAAAGUUUAUGUGACGUCUGUUACACUCAAAAUGAAGAAAGUGAAAGAGUAAUGGAUUUAAGCAAAAUAAAGCAAUUUGUAAAAUACAGUUUGUUUAUUUAUUUAGUCAAUUAACAGCCAAUAAUAUAAAAAUGUUUUGAGAGCUCUGGUUUCAAUUAUUUUUCCUCAGUUUUUUUUUUU